This is a messenger RNA of Thamnophis elegans (Western terrestrial garter snake), 955 nucleotides long. RefSeq names its product active breakpoint cluster region-related protein-like. The transcript has 3 exons. The record is from RefSeq and is a predicted model, not a curated record. The annotation marks the transcript as partial. Lineage: Eukaryota; Metazoa; Chordata; Lepidosauria; Squamata; Natricidae. Gene Ontology annotation, biological process: positive regulation of GTPase activity; signal transduction. Gene Ontology annotation, cellular component: membrane. Gene Ontology annotation, molecular function: GTPase activator activity.
CGCUCUCGGACCCGUCGGCCAAGGAAAAUUGUAUGCUGCACCUUCUACGCUCCCUGCCCGACCCGAACCUCAUCACCUUCCUCUUCCUCCUAGAACACUUAAAAAGGGUUGCCGAGAAGGAGCCCGUCAACAAAAUGUCCCUACACAACCUGGCCACCGUCUUCGGCCCGACAUUGUUGAGACCCUCAGAAGUGGAGAGCAAGAGUCACGUCACUUUGGCCUCAGACAUCUGGUCCCACGAUGUGAUGGCGCAGGUCCAAGUGCUGCUGUACUAUUUGCAACACCCGCCCGUCUCCUUCGCCGAGCUGAAACAUAACGCGCUCUUCUUAUCCACGGAUGUGUAGUGGCAGGCAGUUCCGCAGCCGUUAUAUCGCCGUCUCCGUUUCUCGAAGCGGAAGGGUCCCCCCCGGGCAGAGGCAGCUUCUGGACACUGACCACACACACCCUUACCCAAGGAGGGCUUUGGGCUCUUCGGGGGGGGGGGCAUCCUGCCUGCUGCAGCCCACCCCCACCCCCCACAACACCUCCCCCUCCCCGAAUUGUUUUGUACAAGUCUUUUCCCAGCUCCUCCCUCCCUCCCUCCCUCCGAGGAGUCCGGCUCUUUUUGUCUGCACAAGGGCCCCCUUGACAUUGGCCGGAGCUGUUUCGGACGCCCGUCCCUUUGGGCCGCAGAAAGGAAGCGAGCCACGGACAAGAGAUCGGGGCCCGGCCUUGAGUGGAUCUCCCGGGCCUUUCCCCAGAAAGUUGUCAUCUUCUGGGUUGCACAGAGUGCUCGAACAGCCAAGCAUCUCGUGUUUCCUCCCUUGUGGUCUUUAUCAAGGCAGCUUCUUCUGUUUGUUCUGUCCUUGGCUGUUGCAUGAAUGGUACUUCAGCUUUGAUUUUGCUUCUUCCUUCUUUCCUUUCUUCUCUUCCCUUCUUUUCUCCUUUUCCUUCUCCCUCUUCCGUUCUCCUUUUU